This is a messenger RNA of Pediculus humanus corporis (human body louse), 9315 nucleotides long. RefSeq names its product vacuolar protein sorting 13A, putative. Gene Ontology annotation, cellular component: extrinsic component of membrane. Gene Ontology annotation, biological process: protein retention in Golgi apparatus; protein targeting to vacuole. Bases 1 to 9315 code for a protein of 3104 amino acids. The record is from RefSeq and is a predicted model, not a curated record. NCBI's taxonomy places the organism in Eukaryota, Metazoa, Arthropoda, Insecta, Psocodea, Pediculidae. The transcript is spliced from 47 exons.
AUGGUGUUUGAGGCUUUGGUAGUGGAGUUAUUAAAUAAAAUUUUAAAACAGUAUAUUCAAAAUUUGGAUACUUCUCAGCUUAAAAUAGGUAUAUGGGGAGGUGAUGUAGUUUUGAAUAAUUUAAAAAUCAAAACCACACUUUUUGAUGACUUAGGCUUACCUAUAAAAGUGAAAUGGGGAAUAUUAGGAAAAUUUUCUAUGAAAAUUCCUUGGAAAAAUGUGUAUUCAUCUAAUGUUGUGGUGGAGAUUGAAGAAUUGUUAAUGAUAAUAGUUCCAUUUAAUGAAUAUAAAUAUGACCCUGUUAAAGAAGAAAAAUGGGCAAAUGAUAGAAAACAGGCAAAACUCAGAGCUGUUGAAGAAGCUAGAAAACGUGAAUUAGAAAAUGAUUCAGUUAAUCAAAAUGAUGGAUUUAUGGAAAAAUUGUUAACACAAAUUGUUAAAAAUUUACAAAUUAUAAUUCGAAAUAUUCAUAUAAGAUAUGAAGACCAAACUACUAAUCCAAGUUUUCCUUUUAGUAUUGGUUUGACAAUGUCAGAUUUGUCAGUUACAACUUGUAUUGAUCCGAGAAAAUUUUUAUUACAGAAAAUUCACUUAGAUGGAUUUGCUAUAUAUUGGAAUACAAACUCUGAUAUGUUUUCUGAUUAUGGUGAUAUUGAUUUAAUCAAUGCUCUACUUGACAGUAUCCCAAAAAAUAAUUACAAACCAGAAGGAUAUUUUUAUGUUUUUGGACCAUUGUCCGCAUCCGCCUCUUUACAGUUAAAUCCAAGGCCAGAAAUAGAUGGAUCUGAUUUUCAAAUUCCAAAACUUUUGGCAAAGAUACACUUAAAAGAAAUUGAUUUAGCAUUAAACCACAGGCAGUUUAACGAUGCAUUGAUUUAUGCGCAAAAUUAUCAGAGACUCUCUGCUGGUGCAAAAUAUAGAAAGUACAGGCCGGUAGGGAUUACUGUCAUAGGGCAUGCUAAAGAAUGGUGGAUGUUUGCCUACAAUGGUGUUGCGGAAGAUAUAAGACGCCGAAAGCGCGAAUGGUCAUGGGUUUACAUUCAGAAACAUAGAAUGAUGUGCCGAAAAUAUUCUAGUUUGUAUGAAUUGAAGCUGAAUUCUAAAAAAAUUUCAUUAUCUAUUGCCGAAGAAUUACAAAAUUUGGAAAGAGAAUUGAACCUUUUUAAUAUACUUUUAUUAAGAGAACAGGCUUAUGUACAAAUAGCAAGAAGUAAUAUAGAAAAAAGUAGUAGUAAAACCUCAGAAAACAGUGGUUGGUUUUCUGGUUGGUUUGGAUAUAAUUCAAAUAUAAAAUCUAAUGUUCAUGAAAAUGACCUAGUUAAAAAAUUUGAAAGUGUCAUGACAUCAAAUGAAAAAGCAAAAUUGUACAAAGCUAUUGGAUAUAAUGAAAGUGAUCCUCUUCCUAAUUACCCAGCAGAGUAUGUUGAAAUUGAAUUUUUAUUUCAACUUGAUGAAAUCAAGGCGACCGUUUCGGAACAACAAUUUCCUUCUUGUUUUCAACUAAUGUCCUUUUCUUUAAAAACUAUAAAUAUGAGAUUUGAGCGGAGACCAUCUGCGUACGGAAUGAAAUUUGAAAUGUCCAUUGGAAAAUUAGAAGCUUUAGGAAUACAGAAUGAAAAUGAUAAAACAUUUCCGAGAUUGAUUAAGUCAAAUUGUGAGGAAUCGGAAAAUUUGGUUGACAUUCUAUACGAGUCCAAACCCCUUAAUGGUGAUUGUGACCAAAGAAUACACGUGAAUGCACUUCCUUUAAAAAUAGUGUACCACGCUGACACUAUAAAUUCUGUUCGAGAUGUUUUUUUUAAUUUAAUCGGAGACGAAUUACAAAAUGUUGUUACAGUGCCAACUUUGCCGGCUUUUCGAAGAAUAACUGCAAUGGGUCUUCAAUAUGCUAUAGAAAAAAGAACCAUUUUUGAAGUAAAAAUUAAUAUAAUGUCUUCUUACUUAAUAAUCCCUUAUGGAGGUUAUUAUACCAAAAAUAAAGAAAUGUUGGUGAUUAUGUUUGGAAAAUUAAAUAUUGAAACGGAAAAAACGGAAAAGCAAAGUGUUAGUGUUCAAAAAUUAUACCUUAAAGGAAAUACAGAGCAAGAAAUAUUUUCCACCGUUUUGUCCGCAAGUUACACUAAUUUUAAAUGCAAAUUAGUUGGUGUUCAGAUUCUUCUUCAAUUAGCUGGUGAAGAUUGGAUGGAAGCAUCUAACAUUAGCGAAAAAUCUCCAAUGCGUUUUUUAGAAACUUCUGAUUUGGUUUUUAUAAUUAAAAAGUCACUGGUUACCGACGAUCCUACCAUACCGAAAAUAAUAUGCGAAGGUCAAUUACCAUCUUUAAUUUUUAACUUUUCUGAAGAUCGUUUUGUAGCUUUUGCCGAAUUAAUAUUUUCCAUUCCCAUGAAAAAAAAAGAGGAUGAAAUUCCCUUAAAGAUAUCAACAGCUGUAAGCGCAUGGUCUCUGCAUUCUUUUACUGCCCAAUUUGAAAAUAAAUUUGCGAAUAUCGCUGAAAGGCUUCCGAUUUCAAAUUCAAUUUAUGAGCAAGGAAUUGAUUUUUUUCUAAAUUUUGAAAUGAAAGAACUAUUGAUUAUUGUCUACAAAAACAAACAAACGUUAGCAUCGAAAUAUAAAACAAGCCCAAAAUCGAAAGAAGCUGAAGAUAAAUUUUUACAAUUACGUGUAGUGAAAUUGGAAACGGAAUUAACGUGUAAAACAUUUGAAAUAAUUAGCAACCUUAAAUUGGGCGGAAUAGAAUUUCAUCAGUAUUGUAGAAAUCAAGUAGUUCCCUUUGUUACUACUAAAGUUUUACAAAAUGAUUCUUAUUUUUUCGAAUCGGAGCACACUAAUGUAAGCACAAUGGCUCCAAAUUUCCGAACCGAAAGAGAAUCCAUUGUGAAUCGUAUAGAAUUACAUAUAUCUCCCAUAAAUGUUGUUUUUCACAAAGAAGCACUUUUAGAUCAAUUAUGGUUUUUUAAUCAUAUUAAAAAUCGUUUGAAUGCAGUUCAAGAAAAUUGUGGUCAUUUCAAAAUGGCGGAUUCUGGUAAACCUAAAGAAACAAAUACUUAUUUACCAUCUGAAAAUUUCUCCGAAGGAAAAACAUUGAACAAAGGGAAAAAAUUUAGAAAAAAACUUCCAAAAAAAGAAAUAAUCGAUUUUUUUUUGAUUGCGAAACUGGAAGAAAUAAAUUUAUUGGUUGAAUCUAAGAAUCAGAGAUUAGCCAAAUUUUCUAUUAGAGAAGGAAGUUUUGACGUAACGACUCAAAAAUCGUACACAAACGUUGAUUUUAAACUCUGCGAAAUAAUUCUUAAAGAUUUAAAUCCCGAAACAAUACACACAAAAAUUGUAGAGUCAUUAGAGAAACAGACAUUUUUUACACGCAUCACUAUUUUUAAUAGUGAAUAUUAUGGUCAAAAUGAUUGUGUCGACAUGUCAUUGGAAGCUGAGUUUGGUGGUCUUCGAUGUAUUUUCUUACACGUAUUCUUUUUAAGAAUUCAGAAUUUUUUAUUAAAUUUUCAAAAACAGUUUGAAAGACUAAAGGAAGGUGCUGCUGUUGCUGCACAACGAGCAAAAGAAAAUGUAAUGAAAGCAUAUCAAAAUUCUUUAAAAAUUUUUUUUGAUGUUAAAAUAACAGCACCUUUUAUCGUGAUACCCAUUACAUCGCAAAGCGUUGAAGCCUUGGUAAUCGAUUUAGGGGUUUUAACCCUUAAAAAUCAAAUUGCGGAACUUAAUUAUCCUCAGGAAGAAGAUGUAAGCAAGAGACCCAUUAUUGACAACAUGCGUUUUCAAUUACAAAAUUUAAAAUUUUCUCGUUGCAUUCUUGAUGUAGAUUCACUCAAAGUGUUUAAUGAAAAAAUUUUCCUCACGCCCGUUUCAUUUGAAUUAUCAAUAAAAAGAAAUUUGUCUACUUCGUGGUUUAAAGUUGUACCCGAAUUCGAAAUUUUAGCUCGUUUAGCUUCCAUUAAGGUUUCAUUAUCUCACGAUGAUUUAUGUAAUAUUGUCGACACAUUGACAAAUAACAUGAACGAAGGAUCGAUUAAAAAUUUAAGAGAAAACGUCAAAGUCAAAAGGUCUUUAAUUUCGGAAGGUUUACCAAAAGAACGUGGAGUAGCUUGGGAAGAAGAAGAAGAAGUAAGCGAAAUUAUAACAGUAACCGAAGAAAGCACUAAUUUUUAUACUGUUGUCAAAUUUGUAUUUUUCAUGGAUAGUUUCAUUUUUGACGCUUUGACCAGUGAUUGUGAUAAGUUGCAGUAUGCUUAUACUAGUUGUCCGGAAAGUGGUAAAAACAUUGGGCUCGCAAGAUUUGUUUUGGAAACUAUUUCACUAAAAGGAAAAAUGUUUUCAAAUGGAUCUGUCGAUACCUCUUUGUUGUUAGUUAGCUGCGUAUUGGACGACACGAGACCCGGCAAUAAGGAUAGAUUAACAAGACUUAUGGAAAGUUCGGAAUCUAAUAUGGACAUCCGUGCAAAUAAAAGUAUGGUAGAAAUAUCUUACAAAAGUAAAGGAAAUGAUUCUUUUGUUGAUAUGAGAGUAUUUAAAUUUACAUUGAUAUUGUCUAUGGAUUUUUUGCAUAAACUCAAAGAAUUUUUCACAAUUAAUACUUCUGAUAAAGUGAAUGAUAAUGAAGGAUACGAGCCUUCGAGUACAAUAAAAAAUAUUGAAAAUAAAGCGAGGCUUUUGAUGGAGGAAGGACACGAACGACCUCCUACUUUUACAAUAAAUCUUAAAGUCGAAAAACCUGAUAUUAUAAUUGUUGAAAAUAUGGAUUCGAUUGACACGGAAGCAUUAAUAUUUCAUACUGAAAUAGUUUUAAAAUAUAGAUUUGCAGGAAUCAGACAAAUAAUUGCGGGUACUUUAGGUGAUAUAGAGUUAUAUUCUUGUUGUUUCAACCCUAAAAAAAGACGCAACACCUUGUCUCAGGUUAUACGACCGUUUACAGUAAGUGUGGCAGGUUCGACUCCACUCGGCCAAGGCCUUCAUAUUGAUAUAUUUUUAACUGAGAUUUUAAUAAGCGUGAAUCCAGCCACAGUUGAACUUAUGUUAAAAUGUUAUGAAGUUUUAUUUUUGGAUUCUUCUUUAAUUAAAAAUAAAUUGGAAGAAAAAGAUUUUUCAGAUUUAUGGGAACCGGAUUCUUUUGACGUUGAUGAUUUUUGGUUUCUCAAAAUUGAGCAAGGAGAAGAUGCUUUGUAUUCUUUUUCAAAGGUUUCACCGACAUUUUUUCAAGAUAAAAAAGAACUUGAUGAAAUCUGUUUGUUGGCCAUUCCUUCGAUUAUUAUUUUAGUCGAGGGAAUAGCAGCCAAACAGUUUUCCCCUAUGCUGCUUUUAAAGAUGGGAUUUCAAUUAGAAUGCAAUAAUUGGAGUUCAAAGCUUUCCAUCAACAGUACGCUGUCUUUAGAAUUUCAGUAUUACAAUAAAGUUUUAACAGCUUGGGAACCAUUGAUCGAACCUGUUGAAAUAUUAGAAAAUAAAGAAAAAAAAAAAAAACAUUCUUACGUACCUUGGGAAAUUAAUUUUUCAGUGGCAUUGGGUGAAGAUGCUUAUCUUGAAGCUGUGGAACCUCCAAAAAUGACCAUUAAAUAUACAGAUUUACCGCCAUUCAUCGUGAGAAAUGAAACUGAACUUAUUAUUGAACUUCUUUUGGAUGAAUCCGAUUUUGGAGUUAGUGAUGAUAAUGAAUAUACCUCUGUUAAAUUGGAAUCAAAUAGUGAAGUCGAACUUCAAACAAAAUCUUCGAAAAUAUCCGAAUUCAAAAAAAUAUGUCUUUUAGAUGGAAAAAGUGGAUUGCGGUUGCAUGCUAAGUUUCCUAUCGUUGAUUCAAAAACUUUCGAGAUUCCUUUAAAUAUUGCUUCAAAAAGAUAUUACUCUAUUCCAAUUGAAAAUGAGGAAAAAAAAAAUGUUUUGAGUUUGGUUGCGGAUCUCAAGAUUCAAGAUGUCACAGCAACUUUGACUCUACGAAGUAACGUUAAAAUAUUUAAUUUUUUCAACGAGCCGAUUCAUAUACAUUCAUUAACCGAAGACAAAAAUGAAGCUGUUUACAUUGGUGUAGUAGAAGGGAAUUCUGAACUUAGCUUGCCUUUCCACGUUGUACAAAAUAAGGAUAAAAAACUGUUUUUUAGUGCCGAUGGGUAUCGUUUAUCGAGUCGUCCUUUCUCUUGGGAAAAUAUUGAAAAACAGACUCCCACGAGUGUGCUUCUUCAAUGCAAUGCAAAAACUCCAGAAAAUAAUGAUCCAUUUUUUAUUAAAGCUGUCGGAGAGAUGGAAGAAAUUUAUUUAGCAAAUACAAAUAGAAAAACCGAUUCGAGCAUUAAUUAUUCAAUUUUUUUACAACCUACAAUAAAAAUUUUAAAUUGUUUACCAGUGGAUUUAGUUAUUUGCUUUCAAGGAAGUGCUAAAGAGCAUUAUUUGCGACCAGGAAAUAUUUUACAAAUAACUUGUGCAGAACCUGGAAAUUCAGUCAUAACUCUCAGGAUUAACGAUUAUUUAGAAAAAGAAUGGUCGACCAAGGAAGCGAUCCUUGAUAAUCCGCCCGAGUUUUCUAUAUGGAAAUUCGUUUCAUACAAUGGAUUAUCUCCGGAAAAUAUUAAUUUAGGAGUUCAUUGCACUUAUAAUCAAAACACUGCCAUAUAUUCUGUUUAUUCUCCUUAUUUCAUGGUCAAUAAAACCGGACAUUUACUAUCUUAUCGCUUUGAUGGUAGCCAAACAGUUUUUCAUCAUCCUGAAAAUAUGAAAAUACCUGUUAUGUUUUCUCCUACUUUCAAAAAGUUUUUUUCUAAAAAAUCAGCGUUUGUUAAAAUAAAUCACAGUCAUUGGUCAGAAAAGUUUCCCGUUGACGUUGCCGGAAGUGGAGGAACAAUAAAAUGUGUGGAUACCCAUUCGAAUAUGGUUUAUCACAUAUCAGUAAGCAUAUCACUGACGUCUAACAGCUUGACUAAAAUCGUUACAUUUACACCCUAUUAUGUUUUUAUCAACGAAACUAAAUAUACAUUAGAAUAUCGUGAAAUAGAAAGUUCAGACAAGUCUUGGACGGAAAUACCCGACAAUUCGUGUUUUCCAUUUUGGCCGAAAGCACGUGAACAUUCAAAAAUUAUUCAAAUAAGGCCUAAAGAUUCUGACGCUGUUUCCCCACCUUUUGAUUAUUCAGGUGCGGAUGUCUGCCUUUUAAAAUUGAAGCACAAGUUGGGUGGGAUUUUUGCUAAUAUUGAAGCGACUCAAUAUGGUACCUAUAUAACGUUUACUUCGUAUGAAGAUGGCCAUGCUCCAGUUCUAAUAAUUAACUAUUCAAAUACUCCAAUAAAUUUGAUGGAGGUAAACACAGAUUAUCACAUCACUUUGGAACCUAAUCAUAAAAUAUUCCACGCUUGGAUAUCUCCCACUGGAAAGAGAAAAAUUUCCGUUACUAAUCUAAAACAAAAAAACAAUGAGAUAGAUCUUGGUCAGGACAAUAGAGGGGAAAUUGUAACAAAAGAUGAACAAAUCGUACAUUAUUUAACUUUUAUGGAUGGUAUUCAAAGGAUAUUACUUUUUAAUUGCGAUGUCGGACUCUCAAGUAGUAUAUCAAAUAUUUUGAACACAUCUACCGGAUUAGAACUAAUUUGCGAAUUCCAAGGUAUUGGCAUUUCGGUUGUAAAUAAUAUUAACCUCACAGAAAUUCUUUAUAUUUCACUUUUAAGUUCCGGCGUUAUUUGGGAAGUUAAAAAAGUUAACAAAACUCGGUAUAAGCCGAUAAAAGAAGAUGAUUCGGAAAAAAUAGAAUUAGCUUUUGGAAAAUAUCAUAGUGACGUUGAAAUCAAUACUAAAAUGUCAUCUGUUAUGAAGGUCACUGAUAAAAUAAAGGUGGAUUUUGAAACGAUGCAAAUGCUCGAACCUCAUAAAAGAGAAUUGAGAAGAACGUUUAAACCUGGUCUUUGGAUAGCAUAUCGUGUUAUGGAAGAUCAAAUUAUGAUAAAUUUAAAAAUAAACAAAAUUCAAAUUGACAAUCAACUACAAGAUUUUAUUUUCCCAGUCAUUCUUAGCCCGGUACCACCUCCUAAAACCGUAUCUACCUUGUAUCAAGAUAUUAAGCCUUUUUUUGAAUUAUCUAUAGUUAAAAAGGCGGCCGAUAGUUCUGGAGUUGAACAGUAUAAAUAUUUUGAAAUUCUUGUUCAGGAAUUCACUAUUAAAAUUGAUAUUGGAUUCCUUCAACAAUUUUGGUUAUUUUUAGCUCCUGAAAAGAUAUCCGAUGAAGAGCAAAAAAUUCGUUUUUUGCGUGAUUUGAAUCAAAUUGUAAAACCUUUAAUUGACCACGUUGAAGUGAUUUCAUCAAGCGAGCAAAAAAAUUAUUAUGAAUUCCUUCAUUUGUCACCUGUAAAGAUUCAUUUUAGUUUUUCUUUAGCGGGAACCAUAGACUCAGGAUCUUUACCUCCAUUUUUUAAUGUUAUGUUUCAAAGUGUUGGCGUGACAUUAACGGAUGUCCAUGAUGUCAUUUUCAGGUUAUCAUACUUUGAAAGGAAAAGUAUAGUUUUUACCAAAAGUCAACUUUUAAAAGAAGUGAUCAGUCAUUAUUAUGGUCAAAUGAUUAGACAAGCUUAUGUUUUACUACUAGGUUUGGAUGUUAUCGGAAACCCUUUCGGAUUAAUUGUUGGACUAAAAGAAGGAGUCGAAGCCUUUUUUUACGAGCCCUUUCAGGGCAUGGUACACGGUCCCUCUGAAUUUGCAACAGGAGUCGCUAUCGGGUGUAAAAGUUUAUUUGGUCACACAGUAGGUUCCACUGCUGGGACAUUGCAAAAAUUAACCGAUACUUUAGGUAAAGGUUUAGCGGUUUUGUCUCUCGACAAAGAAUAUCAAAUACGAAGAAUGGCAUUUCAAAGUCACCAAGAAAACAUUCAAGCAUCUAUGGCUCGAGGAGGUCGAGAUUUGGUUAUGGGAUUAUAUGAGGGAGUAACCGGAGUUGUUAAAAAACCCAUCGAAGGAGCUAGACAAGAAGGUGUUGGAGGAUUUAUAAAAGGAAUGGGAAAAGGAAUGAUGGGGUUAUUUAUGAGACCUGUUACGGGAGUGGUCGAUUUUGCUAGUACAUCCCUAAAUGUCGUAAAAAGAGCAACCGGUCCAAAUUUCGAAACUAAACAAUUAAGACCUCCGAGAUUUUUUCGAGACGAUCAAUUGGUCGAACCUUAUAAUUUAAAUGAAGCCAUUGGUAAUACAAUUUUAUAUUAUCUUUGUGCGAAAAGACGUUGCAACAAUGAUAAAUACGUUUUUCACGUAAUGUUGAAACAAAACGAAGUUGCCGUAUUUACCAACAAAAGAAUGAUUUUAGCCGAAUUAAAUGAAUUUUUCGGAACGUGGAAGGUAAAAAGAAACUAA